Penicillium soppii is the source of this 1398-nucleotide messenger RNA. RefSeq names its product putative mitochondrion biogenesis protein (She9) (gene she9). Lineage: Eukaryota; Fungi; Ascomycota; Eurotiomycetes; Eurotiales; Aspergillaceae. Gene Ontology annotation, biological process: inner mitochondrial membrane organization. The transcript is spliced from 2 exons. Gene Ontology annotation, cellular component: mitochondrial inner membrane. The record is from RefSeq and is a predicted model, not a curated record. The coding region runs from base 1 to 1398 and encodes 465 amino acids.
AUGCAGUCCUUGCCACAACUGCUCAGGCAAACGCUGCGGCCAAGCCUCCACCUUCCCCGUACAACGCCACGGACCUUCCGCCCUGCAAUCUUCAACCCGGCUCCGCGGAGCUUCUCCGCCUGCCUACAAUGCCAGUUCCGCCCGCAGCCCGGCUCGUUCGCCGACUUCAAUGACCGAGAGCGUAUCUCUGCCGAUACAGAGAGGUUGAUCAGAGAGAAGGAGAAGGAACUGGCUGAUUUGGAGCUCGCUUCCCGUGACCCGGUGCCGAUUCCGGGUGUGGAGGCGGGUAGCUCUUUCGAUGGGGUCCCGCCAUUGCCUGAGCCCGAGACAGCACAAAACAAAAGCGAGGAGGGAAAGCCUGUUGUCGCAGAAGAUAGCUCUGCGUCUGCGUCCGGCACGAGCGGGGGUCUGCCUUCGUACCUGGAAAGCCGGCGGUCGAAAUGGUCAAAGCAGUUCGAUACAAUCAUGGACAAUCUGCAGUCCAAUGUGUUCGUGGCCGGCCAGCGACUGAACGAUUUGACCGGGUACUCGAGCAUUGAGGCUUUGAAAAAUGAUAUCCAGUUCCAAGAGGGCCGCCUCCGCACUGCGCGUGCACACGUCAAACAUGCUAAAGAGGAAUACACGGCCGCGAUUAACAGACGCUCGAUGUCGCAGCGGGAAGUUAAUGAGCUUCUCCAGCGCAAACACGCCUGGUCCUCCACUGACCUGGAACGAUUCACUCUUCUCUACCGGAAUGACCAUACGAAUGAAGUCGCCGAGACAGAGACCGCACAAGCUCUUUCUGCUUCGGAGCGGGAGGCUGAAGAGGCCGCUGCGCAGUUGAGUAAGAGUAUUCUGUCGCGGUACCACGAGGAACAGGUCUGGUCUGAUAAGAUCCGUCGGAUGUCUACGUGGGGAACAUGGGGCUUGAUGGGUGUCAAUGUUCUGCUGUUCCUUGUUUUCCAAAUUCUCGUUGAGCCGUGGCGGAGGAAGAGGCUUGUCAAGGGUUUUGAGGAUAAAGUUGUCGAGGCUUUGGAGAAGGAGAAGGUUUUGAACAGGGCUAUCUUUGCCGAGACUGCUGCUGCUGCGGUUGCGCUGCCUGAUGCUCUUCCUGAGGUUGUUGAUGCUACUUCUGAGGAAAGCCCUUCGGUGGUGAUUAGCCCAGCGCCUGUGGAACAGGAGGCUGCUGCUGGUGUUGUCAACACUGAUGCCCAGACGGCGCAGUCUCUGCAGACUCGUCUUUCGAACAUUAGCUCUUCGGCCCUGUCCCUUGAGUACUGGAGACUGGCGCUUCAGGAAUUUUUCAGUGACCGCAGCAUUGCUGUUUCCCAGCGUGAUCUCACCACCGUGGCGAUUCAGAGUGCUGCGGUUGGUGCGGCUGUGACUGGUCUCCUCUUUGCGCUGAUCAGACCUCAGUAA